Molecule: messenger RNA, 369 nt
Organism: Caenorhabditis remanei
Lineage: Eukaryota; Metazoa; Nematoda; Chromadorea; Rhabditida; Rhabditidae
Exons: 3
Coding region: 1-369 (122 amino acids)
Source: RefSeq, a predicted model, not a curated record
AUGAAGUUCGGCACAUCAUUCGUUCUUUUCGCCACCAUCUCAAUGAUGUUCGCUGUGGCAUACGCCGAAGAAGAGGCUCCAGAAGCCGCUGUCGUCGUGACAACAGAAGCAGCAGCUGAAGCUCCAGUCACCGGAGGAGCCGUCGGUGGAGCUGAACCAGCCAAGGAAGCUCCAGCUGUUGCUGCAGGAGAGGUUACUGGAAAGGCCGGAGGUGCUGAUAUUGAGGUUACCACUGCAGCCAUCGUUCCACUUGUCACCUCUGAUGCUCCAGUCACCCCAUCCAUUGAGACUACAACCAAGGCAUCCAACUCUCUCAUCUCCCACGUCUUCGCUUUCGGUUGCUUCUUCCUGGUCGCUCUUCAUCAAUAA